UCUGAUGUUAGGCUUUAAUAUCUGUGAGACUAAUUAACCCAAAACCCUGGUCUUUUGGGUCUGAUGGGUCGGCCCACUUUCUCCUCGGACGAUAUUGUAAUAAAGUCUCCAAAUGAUAAGAAACUGUACAGAUUAAUCAAGCUUGAGAACGGCCUCACUGCAUUGCUCAUUCAUGACCCCGAGGUAUAAGUGGGUAUAAGAGUCUUCGUAUUAGUUUGUCCCAUCAUUGAGAGGUUCCAGGAUGACAACUCAAUAGGCAGAACUUGAUUAGAUUAUCAACUCAACUUGGCUACAUGCAUUGAUUAAAUUGGAUAUAUAAUGAUGCAUGUUUGAUCCUCUUCGCGGGCAGCAGCAGCAAUGUGCGUUGGAAUAGGCAGCUUUUCUGACCCUAUGGAAUCACAGGGGCUUGCAAACUUUCUUGGUUUGUGGCACACAUGCGCAUACCGUUCUUUAUAGGACGAAGGAGCAGCUGGGAUAUGUUCAGUGUGACUGGAAGGAGAUAUUCGGUGUUUUUGGCUUUUAUUUCAUUGUUCAGUCGUCGGAGUACAACCCAGUGUACUUGCAGCGGAGAGUUGACAACUUUAUGAAUGGUCUGGAAGACAUAUUGCAAGGACUGGAUGUUGAUUCCUUUGAGAAUUACAGAGGUUGGCUAAUGGCAAAGCUUUUGGCGAAAAAUUCAUCCUUCAUAAAUGAAACCAAUAGAUUGGAAUCAGAUUAUCCAUGUAAAAGGUAUACAUUUAACUAUGCAAAGAGGGUGGCAGAAGAGCUUAGCAGUCUACAGAAGGAGGAUGAUGUCAACUUUUACAAGUCGUACUUGCAACAAUCAUCUCCCAAGCGUUGGAGACUUGCCAUUCGUGUUUGGGGUUGCAACACUGACUUGGAAGAAGCUGCAGAAUCGCGACCGGAGUCUGUGCAGGUCAUUGAAGACCUUGAAGCCUUUAAGAUGUCGUCUGAGUUCUAUCCUAACGGUUGUUGAAAAGCUGUGGAUUGUUACGGAGUAUUUAAUAGAAACCGAACCAUUAAUAGAAACAAUGAAGGCCCAAGUUCAAAUUUUUCAGUUCUUUAAAAAGAGAACACAAAGCACAAAGAAUCCCUCAGCUAACUCAAGUUGAUCCAACUCAACCAGGACAUAUUAGCUGGCUAGCCACCUUCUUCCACAGCACAUUGAGCGCCUUCACCGUCCUACAAUAAGGGAGUUGGACAAGCCAUUUUCUGAUGUCUUUUCUGAUUCGUUUCCUCUUAUAUUUACUCCAGCCGAAUUCCUUACUGGAAAAGAUGCUGGCCUUGUUGGUAAGCUUUCAUUUGUCAGCAUAGAUAUAGCAUCUGACAUGGUUUGCCGAAGUUCUGCAUCUUCUUCGACGCAUAGCAGACCAACAUGGAUGCAUCUUAAAAAUUGAUUUUCAACACACGAAUCACUUAGAGUUGCGUCCAUCAAUUCUAGUCCUGCAUCUUCUUGCAAUAACUCCCAUGCCUGAAACAAGAUUGUAUCAUUAGGAUACAUAAUUUAUUUACAUUCACAUGAAAAAUAAAAAAACAAAAAUCAAUACAAGUAUAACUGAGAGAAUUGCAUGACAUA
Rosa chinensis is the source of this 1576-nucleotide messenger RNA. Its product is annotated as nardilysin-like. Gene Ontology annotation, cellular component: cytosol. NCBI's taxonomy places the organism in Eukaryota, Viridiplantae, Streptophyta, Magnoliopsida, Rosales, Rosaceae. Gene Ontology annotation, molecular function: metal ion binding. The record is from RefSeq and is a predicted model, not a curated record. The transcript has 4 exons. Bases 584 to 976 code for a protein of 130 amino acids.